CAAACAGAUUACCUAUGAUAUCAGCAACAGGAUGCAGCUGCAAUUUUUACUCAAAGACUAUGACAUAAUACCUGCAUCUUUACUCUAUUGAACAAAUCCUAGUCCAAUUGUUCACCUGAUCUCUUUCUUUUGCUGUUCUCUUACAGCAUGAAAUGCCAAAGGAUGAUCCAGACCAUCUUGUCUCUCUUGAUCUUGGCCAGCUGCAUCACUACACUCAAACCUUCCAACACUAACUUGCAGACAUUCAUUGGCUGUGCUGUGCGGGAGUUCACUUUCAUAGCCAAGAAGCCUGGAUGCAAAGGGCUGCGCAUCACCACAGAUGCCUGCUGGGGCCGCUGUGAGACAUGGGAGAAACCAGUCCUGGAUUCCCCUUACAUUGAAGCUCACCACCGAGUCUGUACCUACAAUGAGACCAAACUGGUUACAGUGAACCUGCCAAACUGUGCAGCCAACGUUGAUCCUUUCUUCACAUAUCCAAAAGCCAUCCGCUGUGACUGCAGUGUGUGCCUCACCACAACCACAGAAUGCGAGACUAUCUGAAUACUUCAACUUAUCAAGAGAAGUUUCUGGCUCAGAUUCCGCCCAGGUGAAGACUACAAUAUGGCAAUGGUAAUAGAUCAUAGUGAUGCACAACAGGGUAGGAUGUAGCUACCUGGUUUUGAGGUUUUUCUGCCCCUUAUCAGCUUUGAAUGCAUCUGAGUACCUUGCAAUUUUCAUGGUACUUUCAGUAUAAUGGUAUAGUCAGUGUCUUUUCAACUGUUGCCAAUUUUAUACAGCAUAGAUUUUCUUUGGGAUUCUUGCAUCAGAAUUUGCAUAACCCCCAAACUGUAUUCUCUGUUUGCUUCCUGAUAUUAUCCCCAGUAUGUUUUGAAAGUAUGACCCAAGAUUGCAUUUGCACUUUAAUACUUUCAGAGGUCCAGUUAGAACAGUUUAAAGGUAUACCAAAGGGGUGUUCACACACUACAUUUGAUGCAUGGACAGUCCAUGUACCUAUAAACAUAGACUGUUUACCUUAUCAACAGCUAGAUUUGCCCAACAUUCUUAAUUUGACUACUGAAUUAAUUCAUUUUGGGAAUUUGUGGAAUACACAUAAUCAUAAGCUAAACUAAUAGGCAGCAUUCAUAUAUCAGUAGCCACAAAACACUAACCAUAAUUUAAACUAACCCGGUUUAGCAUGUUGUGCAAAUGCAGCCAUUUGAUCUUAUGAAUACAGCCAUGUACUUAUUUAUAUCUUCUGUUCCUUAGAGUUCUAAUCAAACUAUGUUGA
Candoia aspera is the source of this 1267-nucleotide messenger RNA. It is a transcript of the gene GPHB5, whose product is annotated as glycoprotein hormone subunit beta 5. Gene Ontology annotation, biological process: G protein-coupled receptor signaling pathway; regulation of thyroid hormone receptor signaling pathway. Gene Ontology annotation, molecular function: hormone activity. The transcript has 2 exons. Lineage: Eukaryota; Metazoa; Chordata; Lepidosauria; Squamata; Candoiidae. The coding region runs from base 148 to 540 and encodes 130 amino acids. Gene Ontology annotation, cellular component: cytoplasm; extracellular region. The record is from RefSeq and is a predicted model, not a curated record.